Messenger RNA from Mauremys mutica (yellowpond turtle), 1783 nucleotides. RefSeq names its product calsequestrin 2 (gene CASQ2). The record is from RefSeq and is a predicted model, not a curated record. The transcript is spliced from 11 exons. Gene Ontology annotation, cellular component: sarcoplasmic reticulum lumen. Gene Ontology annotation, biological process: regulation of cardiac muscle contraction by regulation of the release of sequestered calcium ion. NCBI's taxonomy places the organism in Eukaryota, Metazoa, Chordata, Testudines, Geoemydidae. Gene Ontology annotation, molecular function: calcium ion binding. The coding region runs from base 1 to 1206 and encodes 401 amino acids.
AUGAAGACAGCUUGCUGGCUACUGGCAGGUUUUUACCUGUUCUGCUGCUGCAGGGCUGAAGAGGGCCUGGACUUCCCCACCUACGAUGGGAAGGAUCGGGUGUUUGACCUGAACGAGAAGAACUACAAGCAGGCCCUGAAGAAGUAUGAUGUGCUCUGCCUGCUCUUCCAUGAGCCUGUGGGCUCAGAUAAAGUCUCUCAGAAGCAGUUCCAGAUGACAGAGAUGGUACUGGAGCUGGCUGCUCAGGUCCUGGAAACUAAAGGUUUCGGCUUCGGGUUUGUGGAUUCCAAGAAAGAUGCAAAACUUGCCAAAAAGCUGGGCUUGGACGAAGAAGGAAGCCUCUAUAUCUUCAAGGAGGAACGUAUGAUUGAAUUUGACGGGGAACUGGCUGCAGAUGUCUUGGUUGAAUUCCUCCUGGAUUUGCUGGAGGACCCAGUGGAAAUCAUCAACAGCAAGCUGGAGCUACAGGCCUUCGACCGCAUUGAGGACGAGAUCAAACUCAUUGGCUACUUCAAAGGAGAAGACUCUGAACAUUACAAGGCAUUUGAAGAGGCAGCAGAGCACUUCCAACCAUCCAUCAAAUUCUUUGCCACCUUUGACAAAGGGGUUGCAAAGAAACUAGCUCUGAAGCUGAAUGAGGUGGAUUUCUACGAGCCAUUCAUGGAUGAGCCUGUUCAUGUCCCUGACAAGCCUUACACGGAAGAGGAGCUGGUUGAGUUUGUGAAGGAGCACAAAAGAGCCACCCUAAGGAAGCUGCGUCCAGAAGACAUGUUUGAGACCUGGGAGGAUGACCUGGAUGGAAUCCACAUUGUGGCCUUCGCCGAAGAAGACGACCCGGAUGGCUUUGAGUUCCUGGAGAUUCUGAAGCAAGUCGCCAAGGAGAACACUAAUAAUCCUGACCUAAGCAUUGUGUGGAUCGAUCCUGAUGACUUUCCUCUGCUCAUCACCUAUUGGGAGAAGAUCUUCAAGAUUGACCUAUUCAAGCCACAGAUCGGGGUGGUAAAUGUCACAGAUGCAGACAGUAUUUGGAUGGAAAUCAGGGAUGAUGAUGACCUGCCCACAGCUGAGGAGUUGGAAGACUGGAUAGAGGAUGUGCUCUCUGGGAAGAUAAACACGGAAGAUGAUGAUGACGACGAUGACGACGACGAUGAUGACGACAACGAUGAUGAUGAUGACAAUGACGACGACGAUGACGAUGAUGAUUAGAUUUGACUCUGUACAAUUUGUCUUCCGGACAGUGAGCCGUUUUCACUUGGGGCAGGUUGCUGUGCCUCCUAAAUGGCUGUCCUGCCUACUCGGCCUUAUGAAGACUGUUUCCAAUGGUCACAAAAUACCCGUCUCCUCCUCCUUUCCCACCCCUCCUGCUCCCAACACCAAAAAAACCUCCUUGGCCUGGUUUCCAGAGGUUCUGCACACCCACAGCUCUCAGUGAAAUCAACAACAGCUGCAGAUGUUCAGCACCGCUGAAAAUCAGGCCUCACCAGUAUGGACAACAGAAAUCUGCAGGGAAUUUCCCCUGACAUUUCUGUGAGUUACUCCUGGGUAGUGGGUAAAUGGUAGGGGGCCUUUCCCCAUGCUACCAAAAGGUGUGGGGAGCUAAUUUCUAUUUCCAUGCUAAUCGGCCUCUUAUAUUUUAAAACCUAAUCUCAUUGUAAGACACCAGGAAGGUCACUGAAAAAUACUGCCCAUCUCAUUAAACAAAACAUCCUUGACAGCUGCUCAGCUAAACAGCACAGCAAAGACCACAAUAUCCUACAAACUCUGCUUUGGGUGCCUGGUACUA